Molecule: messenger RNA, 4450 nt
Organism: Peromyscus californicus insignis
Lineage: Eukaryota; Metazoa; Chordata; Mammalia; Rodentia; Cricetidae
Gene: Fam234b
Product: family with sequence similarity 234 member B
Exons: 13
Coding region: 96-2000 (634 amino acids)
Molecular function (GO): protein binding
Source: RefSeq, a predicted model, not a curated record
CACACCUUUCCCGCCCGCAGCCCCACGCGCGGCCCGCAGCGAACUACACUUCCCGGCAGGACGCGGCGCGCGCACGCGCACGGGGGGCCUCCGCCAUGGCGACAGUGCUGUCCAGGGCGCUCAAGCUCCCGGGGAAGAAGAGCCCAGACCUCGGGGAGUACGACCCCCUCACCCAGGCCGACAGCGACGAGAGCGAAGAUGAUCUGGUGCUUAACUUGCAGCAGAAGAACGGAGGGGUCAAAAACGGGAAGAGCGCCCUGGGGGAGCCGCCGGAGCCCGACUCAGAUGCAGACGUGGCUGGGGCUGCGAAGCCCCACCUUUCAGAAGUCGUCCCAGAGGGGUGCCCCUCGGAACCGCUUGGGGGUCUGGAGCAGAAGGCCACCUCUUCCCUGGUGCCCUACGUGCGCACUUCUGUCUUUCUGCUGACACUGGUGAUCUCCAUGGUCCUGGUACUCCUCUGCGCCUUCCUCAUCCCCUGUCCUCCCAGAGACCUGCAUAGCACUUGGAGCCGGCGCCUGGGCUCCCAAGGAGGCCCUUUUUGUUUCAUUAUGUGUACGCCAGGCGGGGACCUGUCUCCCCUGGAGUUGGCUGACGUGAAUAGAGAUGGCCUUCGGGACGUGCUUCUGUCCUUUGUGACAACCAGGAAUGGGACUGAAGGAGGUGGUGGCUCACAACCAACUGCAGAUCUUGUGUGCCUCUCGGGGAUGAAUGGCAGCACACUGUGGUCCAGUCCCCUCCCAGAGGAGGCUCAAGAUGUCACAUGCUUGGAUCUGAUGCCGGGAAGCAUGGCCAAAACCAUCUGCCUCGUGACAGGGACACGCAAGAUGCUCAGGGCAUUCAAUGCGACGUCAGGGAAAGUCAUGUGGACCCUGAACCCGAACCAUCUGUCCAAUGGCACCUUGGCCGCCCCAGUUGUGGUGCUGCCUGACCUGGAUGGGGAUGGUGCCAGAGACCUGGUGGUGCUGGCCAUUGGAGAACUGCAGCCAGAUCUGUGUUUUCUGCUGGUAUCUGGUCGGACAGGGAGUCCCGUGGGCCGACCUGUGAAGUACAACAUCGUGGGAGUGGGGAACCUGAUUGGUCCCCAGGUUUACAUCACCACCAGUGGGGCUGUCUACAUCCUGUUUGGCUUUGGAAAUAUACAAGCUGUGGCCCUGCGGGACAUUUUUGUUCAGGCCCAAAAUCGAGACAGCUCGCCACCCUCUCUGCAGAUAGAAGAGCCGGAAUGGGAGAAGCGCAGAUCUGUCAACCUUUCCGAGCUCAUCGAUGUUUACAGUGAUGGGGUUGAGCUUCUCCAGUUGGUGAAGGCCCCGGAUGCCAACUGCAGCAGCCUCUUGAUCACAACCAGACAAGGCCUGGUCCUGCUUCGGGGACAAGAUCUUACGCCGCUCUGGAAAUUGAGCCUGCAAGGCCUGCGCAGCCAGCCCACUCCUGGGUAUUUCACUGAUGACCAGACAUUGGACUUCCUUCUGCAGACACAGGAUGGAGUUGGGAUGAAGAAGAUGAUGGUGGUGGAUGGUGGCUCUGGCUCCAUCGUCUGGAGUCACAGUAUCCCGUGUCACAUGAAGGAAACACCAACCACUUCUGCAAUUACUUCAGACCAGAAGUCUGUGUUCCUCUUCUGGGCAGAAGCGCUGACUGCUGCUUCUCUCAAUUCUGAUGACCCCCCAGGAGCCGAGCCUCCUGGCCUUUACCACCUUUACCUCCUGCAUCCAACCUUCCCGUCUAUCCUCCUGGACCUGACCAACACCACUGGCAUAGUGACAGCUUCGGAGGUUGGAAUCAACGACAUCUGGAAAGAUGCCUUUUAUGUCACUAGGACGACAAGGAUGAGCCCGGAUGGACACCCCACCUCUCUGGUGAUCAGCAAGCUUAGCCUGCGCUGGGCACUCAUGGAAGGCCAGAUGGUCCAGCUGGAGGAGACCACCCCUAAAAUUGGCCGUGGGGAGCUGAGGAGAUUCCUCUCUAGAAUCAAGUUUGUUGAUUCUCCCUACCAGAUCUAGUACAGUGGAAUCCAGAUUCAGAAGAACCAUGCAGAGCGGCUCCUGUCCCUCCUGUCAGUUCUCUGGAGAGGUGACGACUUCAGGGUCAUGCAGCACUUGGGGAUCACUGCCCUCUGGCAGCCUGCUGGGGCUGUGUGAUCACGCAGCAUGAUCUGCUUAGCUGCGAUAUCUCACGACCCUCCCAUCCCUGCACUAACCCCUCCUCCUGGGAACUCUGUGUGGAUAGUUUGGAAAUGUGAAUCUUAUAGCAGUUGUUUUUUUUUUUUUUUUUUUUUUUUUUUUUUGUACCUCUAAUUUAUAAACCCUUGCUGGGAAAUCCAAUGGCCUACAAGCAAGGAUAUAUGUUGUUUUGCAUUAGGCCAUGUAUAUGUGUGUGUGUGUGUGUGUGUGUGUGUGUGUGUGUGUGUGUGUGUGUGUGUGUGUGUAUGUGUGUAUGUGUGUGUGUAUGUGUGUAUGUGUGUGUGUAUGUGUGUAUGUGUGUGUGUAUGUGUGUGUGUGUGUGUGUGUUCAGUGUUGUACAAAAUUAUUUUUGAGAUAUGCCCCAAGCUUCAGGGAUUCCAUUCCUUGUCCUCUUGAAACUCACCUGAUUUGGUCAUCCUGGUGUGUCUGGAUGGCCUACCUCUGAGGUCCUGAGGGUCCCUCACCACUGUUUUCCCUCUGCCUAUAUUAUGGUUCCUUCUCUAGACAUCAGUGAGCGACACUGGAAGUUAUGAUGAGGCUAGUUAUCCAGAAUGUUCAUCCUUCCAUCUCCUAGACCCUCUACCUCUGUUAAGUGGUCAUGAGAAAAUGUUUCUAUCACAGGGAGCGAGGGAGAUAGUUUCCGUGGCUCCUGACCAGGUCCUUACAUCGUGCCCUGUGAACUUUUGAUGGUUCUGCAGCUACGAGCUUUGAUUCUACAGUCAUGACAGAAGGGUUUGCAUGCGUGUUGGCCUCGGCUUAAAGGUUGGAAGUCCCAUGGCCUUGUCCUGGCUGCAGCUCCACUCUGCUUGCUCUGAGACUUCUCUAGGGCAUCUCCAUCUCCUCCUCCCUUGCCUCCUCUUCUAUUCAGGGAUCUGUUUCUGGACUGUUGAUUCUUGGGUCCAGUAUGCAACCCCUCUGCCCUGUGUUCUUCCUUCCUCGUAGAGCCUUUGAAGCAUUAUAUUGAGAAAAUGCUCAUGUAAAUACUGUAACUUUUAUAAUGAUCAAGUUCUUUCAGAUUAUCUCCAUUCUUCUGCCUUCUAUGUAAAUGUGUGACCUCUUUUAGUUUGGGAUCUUCCAAAUGUCUGUAUCAUUGUCUGAUAAGCCAUGUGUUCCCAUGGUGGCCAAUGAAAAUGUACUUCUCUUUUUGAGUGAAAACCAGAUAUUCUCCUCACUUGGGUUUGUAUCAUGUUAGCUUGUGUUAAUAAAGAGAUCCCAGAAAACUAGAUUCUAGAUUUAAGGGGCCAUCUAUGAAUUGCCCACAAUAGUUGUUAUGGAUAACAGGAAGUUGGUACUCAGUCCAUCCUGCAGAUUGGCCUCACCAGACUUGUUGGUACCUCUGCCAUAAGACCCUAGAAGCAUAUUUGGGAGUUGUAUGGGACCAGGUUGACUUUGGGAAGAGGGGACAAUGAAUAGGCUCCCCUAGAAUCUGGAGGUGAUUCUAGGGUCAUUUCUAGUAAGUUGAAUUUCUGUUAGUAAAAGGGCUGAAUAUAGUGUGUAGUCUUCUCAGAACUAGAUUAUAGUGGACCAAAUUGUCAAGUGGGUGGUAGCCUGGUUGAGCUCCCAGAACAAUGUGUUCUUGCAGUGUUGAUAUUCUGAGACGCCUGCCUGUGUAGGAAGGAACAUGAUACAGAGAUGCUUGAUGGAGACCUGUCUGGGUUUACUCUUUGGAGCUGAAGGCUGUUUAUGCUGGCUGAGUCUCAGAUAAGAGGAAGCCACAAAGACAGCAUCACUGAAUUCUCCUUGGUAUUUUGGUAAAUAACAUCCUAACUUCUCCUUACUAGAAGUGUGAAUCUCUUCCUUGCUAAAUGCAAUGGAAACUCUAGGCUUGCUUCCUGUUGCAGCUGGUACAGAAAGGUAGCUGAGGGUUGAGGUGGCUUCCGCUGGCCAACGUGAGUGCUGGCCUCCUGCCAAAUGCCCCCCUACCCUUCCUCCUCCUUGCAGCGAGUCACCCAGAUAUCCAAGGCAGAAAUUGCUCAACAUGGGGUGGCCCACAAAUCAGCCUGACCACUACUUAGAAGUAAUGCCUUCUACAAUGCAAGGGUCUCCCCUCCUCUCAACCUCUCCUUUUCUUCCUUUAUAAGCCCUCUCCUCUGCCCUGCACAACAUCCUCACCACUCCCCAAACAUAUGGUGUGGUGAUACCAGCCAACCCCAGGAAUGUGAAUUGCUGUCCACACUACCUGUGUUGAGGAGGAGCCAGCGGGUCUGUAGCCAGAAAGCACUGUUUAAAAUGUGAACUGUUACGGAACAAAUAAAUGCUAUGUACAGGAA